AUGGCGAGAAUCGACGUUCAUGCGCACUGCGUGCCGCAAUCAUACCGCGAAUACUGUCUUGCGAACGAUUUCGCGCAGAAGGGCCACCCUGAUGGGAUGCCUGCGAUACCGCCCUGGGAUCCUUUGGACCACAUUGCCUUGAUGAAACACCUCAAUAUCCAGAAGUCAGUCCUGAGCAUGUCAUCGCCAGGUACUCAUUUGACGCCCGGUAAUAAUGAGGAAGGCAGGUUGGUGACCCGACGUGCCAAUGAAGACAUGGCCAAAAUCUGUGCCGAUCACCCGGACCACUUUCUAUUUUUCGCAUCCCUGCCACUUCCUGACGUUGAGGGGUCUCUGGAGGAAGUCGACUAUGCGUUGGAUCAUCUCGGCGCAUUGGGAUUUCAAAUUCUCACGAACUCACACGGCAUCUACCCCGGCGACCCGCGAUUUAUCCCCGUGUUUGACAAAUUGAAUAAGCGCAAGACAAUUGCCUUUUUCCAUCCAACUAGCUGUCAUGUUCAAGAUCCACAAGAUGCAUCAUCGGUGCAGCGGAUCAACCCGCAACCAGGAGUCGCAAGCCCAGUGGUAGAGUUCAUGUUCGAUUCAACCCGAUCUCUCCUGAGCCUGCUCACAUCGGGGACAGUGACGCGAUGUCCCAAUAUCACGUUUGUGGUAUGCCAUUGUGGAGGGACAUUUCCGCCCGUUUUGGAGCGGAUUGCCGAGUGCUCGGGUUUUCUCAUUGAGGGAGGGAAACAGAUCAGUGGUGAAGAAAUCAAAAAUCUCUUACAGAACCGAUUCUAUUUCGAUUUGGCAGGCGUACCAUUCCCCGACCAAGUGCACGGUCUGCUUCGAAUCGUUGAUUCUUCAAGGUUAGUGUAUGGAAGCGACUAUCCGUUUACCCGGGCACCGCUGGUUGAGGCUCUCGCCAAAAGAGUUGAUGUUGGUCUGGAAACUAACUUCGGAUUGGCUGUGAAACAUCGUGUUUUGUCAGAUAACGCCAAGAAGUUGCUGGGGAUAUAA
This is a messenger RNA of Penicillium manginii, 999 nucleotides long. Its product is annotated as amidohydrolase family protein. The record is from RefSeq and is a predicted model, not a curated record. Bases 1 to 999 code for a protein of 332 amino acids. Gene Ontology annotation, biological process: secondary metabolic process. Lineage: Eukaryota; Fungi; Ascomycota; Eurotiomycetes; Eurotiales; Aspergillaceae. Gene Ontology annotation, molecular function: carboxy-lyase activity; hydrolase activity. Gene Ontology annotation, cellular component: cytoplasm; cytosol. The transcript is spliced from 2 exons.